Molecule: messenger RNA, 1419 nt
Organism: Bactrocera dorsalis (oriental fruit fly)
Lineage: Eukaryota; Metazoa; Arthropoda; Insecta; Diptera; Tephritidae
Exons: 1
Coding region: 1-1419 (472 amino acids)
Source: RefSeq, a predicted model, not a curated record
AUGUUACAUUCUCAUAAUUGCUACAUACAGUCUUUCAAAACUGCGAUUGAGAGUGUUCCAGCAGAUACUCCUGACUUUAAUGUCGUAAUCCAUGCAAAUAAAGUUCCUGUUGGAGAACACAGAGGACGAUACAAUGCGCCUUCCACGAGCGAAGUAGCAGUGGUGAUAGCCGGACAGCAAUUUGACAAAAGAGAUAUUGUAUUGCAUAGUCGUGAUGAUAAUUUGAAAAAAAUUUCAGAGUUACACAGAUCUUAUGACAGCUUACAAUAUCCUUUGAUGCUAUGUCGUGGAGAAAAUGGUUAUGCCAUUAAUAUUUCUCAAGUUGACCCAAUCGGUGGUACACCUUUGCGUAAAACAGUGUCAUGUAUGAGCUACUAUUGCUACCGUAUAAUGACAAGACGUAACGAUUUCAACACUUUGCUUAGAUAUGGAAUGCUAACAAACCAAUACUUGGUAGAUCAAUAUGCGAAAAUUGAAUCUGAGAGAUUGGCCUACAUCCGUAAUAAUCAAACUAAAUUGAGAGCCGAAAAUUACGUUCAUCUUCAGGAUGCUUUACAGGCGAAUGAACACCACAACGGCAUUGGGCAGUUGGUUAUACUACCCUCAUCAUUCACAGGUGGACCUAGAUAUUUACACGAAAAAUCGCAAGACGCCAUGGCUUACGUCAGAAAUUAUGGCAAACCUGAUUUAUUUAUAACUGCAACAUGUAACCCAAAUUGGGCGGAAAUCAAAGAGAAUAUUAACACCAAUUUAAAUCCACAAGACAGAUACGAUAUAGUUAACAGAGUCUUCCAUUUAAAAGUACAUAAACUCCUGCACCUCAUUAACAAGUCUCAUAUAUUCGGUCCGCCGCGCUGUCAUAUGUACACAAUAGAAUGGCAGAAGCGUGGCUUGCCACAUGUACACCUGCUGGUGUGGUUAGUGAACAAAAUUAGACCAAACCAAAUUGACAGGGUUAUUUCAGCUGAAUUACCGGAUAAAGAUGAAGAUCCUAUCCUGUACGAAAACGUUAAGAAACAUAUGGUACACGGCCCUUGCGGGACUUUAAACCCGAAUUCUCCAUGUAUGCGAGAUUCUAAAUGCAGCAAAAAAUUUCCGAAGUCGUUCCAAACACAAACAAGUACUAGCGAUGACGGAUAUCCCAAAUAUCGUCGACGAUCGCCAGAGCAGGGUGGGCAAAUUGCUACCGUCAAAAACAAUGAUAUUGAUAACCGAUGGAUCGUUCCCUAUAAUCCGCUCCUUUUGAAAAUUUUUGAUGCCCACAUCAACGUGGAGUUGUGCAAUUCAAUAAAGUCAAUUCAAUAUGUUACUAAGUACAUUAAUAAAGGCAGUGAUCAAGCCACUUUCAGCAUACAAUCACCAAAUGAAGUGGAAAUAUAUCAGUCUGGACGUUACAUCUGCAGUUCUGAAGCUGUAUAG